Apis dorsata (giant honeybee) is the source of this 1576-nucleotide messenger RNA. It is a transcript of the gene Hiscl1, whose product is annotated as glycine receptor subunit alpha-3. Gene Ontology annotation, biological process: regulation of membrane potential; chloride transmembrane transport; nervous system process. The record is from RefSeq and is a predicted model, not a curated record. Lineage: Eukaryota; Metazoa; Arthropoda; Insecta; Hymenoptera; Apidae. Gene Ontology annotation, cellular component: synapse; neuron projection; membrane. The transcript has 9 exons. The coding region runs from base 188 to 1474 and encodes 428 amino acids. Gene Ontology annotation, molecular function: chloride channel activity; neurotransmitter receptor activity; transmembrane signaling receptor activity.
GAAGGGUUGUCGAACGAAUUUUUUCCCUUUUUCGUUUUUUCCUUUUCCCCGCAAUCUUAUUAUCGCCGCUCGUUUUCUUAAGUUCGACACGCUCCACGCUCGGCUUCUUCGUCUCUUCUCCUUUAUCAUUUCGACCGUUUGCUCAUCUGGUGCGAGAGAAAAUGCGCUGAGAAGCGAUCGACGAAGAAUGUCGAUGGACGAGACACAUGGGGGCGGCAUGGUUUCCGCAAUCCUUUCCUCGAUCGUGCUUCUUCUCCUGCUUGGACACACCGUGGACGCUCAGAGGAGCUUGGAAUUCUUCGACCUUCUACCGGAAGAUCCCAAAUUAUACGACAAAAUGCGACCUCCAAAGAAGGAUGGACAGGCGACCGUAGUUUAUUUCCAUGUCACUGUUAUGGGUCUCGAUUCCAUAGAUGAGAAUUCAAUGACCUAUGCAGCCGACAUAUUUUUCGCCCAAACUUGGAAGGACAACAGGCUCCGAUUACCAGAAAAUAUGACAUCCGAAUACAGAUUACUUGAAGUCGAUUGGCUGAAGAAUAUGUGGCGGCCGGAUUCAUUCUUCAAGAACGCGAAAUCAGUGACGUUCCAAACGAUGACUAUACCGAAUCAUUACUUAUGGUUGUACAAAGACAAGACUAUUUUAUACAUGGUCAAACUAACGUUGAAGUUAUCGUGCGCCAUGAACUUCUUGAUCUAUCCUCACGACACUCAAGAGUGUAAAUUACAAAUGGAAAGUCUGUCGCACACGACGGAUGAAAUGAUCUUCCAGUGGGAUCCUGACGUGCCACUCGUCGUCGACGAGAACAUCGAGCUGCCCCAGCUCCAACUGGUUAAGAAUUACACGGCCGAUUGCACGCAGGUCUAUUCUACUGGUAACUUCACUUGCCUCGAAGUAGUGUUCGUCCUGAAACGUAGACUCGGCUACUACUUGUUUCACACUUACAUUCCAACCUGCUUGAUCGUAAUCAUGUCGUGGGUCUCCUUCUGGAUAAAACCGGAAGCGGCGCCAGCCAGAGUGACGCUCGGCGUAACUUCCUUGCUGACCCUCUCGACGCAACACGCCAAGAGUCAAGCGUCCCUUCCACCUGUUUCGUAUCUAAAGGCAGUGGACGCUUUCAUGUCGGUUUGCACGGUGUUCGUGUUCAUGGCGUUGAUGGAGUAUUGCCUGGUGAACAUCGUCCUCGGCGACUCGGACACGCCCCCGAAACCGGCGCCACCACCUCCCCCGCCGUCCUCCAGCGGCCCCGAUUCCGCCAAGCUCGAUAAAAUUUUCGACAUCGCCACUAAGGAAAACGCAAUGUUGUUAUCCGGCCGAUCGCAGAAAUCGACGACCGGUCCACCGCCAGGCCCAACACCCGCACAGAAGGCGCGGAUGCGUGCCCUGAACAUCGAUCGGGUCUCCCGCGUCUUCUUUCCUUUCCUCUUCGCCGUGUUGAACGUAACUUAUUGGAUAAUGUUCGCCGAGUACAUUUAAGCCGCCGUGGAAAUCGUGGCAAACUCGAACAGACCGGAAACGUCGAUGCUGGGAAAGAAGAUAUCGGACGGAGGAGGUGUUUCUGAAAAAGGGAGAAAGAGA